AUGUCUCUUACUUCCAACACAGAACACCAUCUUCCUUUGUAUUUAAUAGGUAGUCUGUUUGAAAUAUUAUCCAAGAAAUCUACACAUCCAACACUUCCAUCAGCUUGGAAUCGCAGCGAGUCUGUUGAAUUGAUACAAGUGGGAAAAAACGGAUUAAGGGCUAAAUAUAUUGGUGGAGGACUUGUUGAUGCAGCUAUCAGGACAGAUUAUCCCAUACCACAAGAAUGCGGGUUGUACUAUUAUGAAGUCGAAAUAAUCAACAAAAGCUCUAAUGGAUACAUUGGAAUUGGCUUUACAACGAAGAGUGUGUCACUUGGUUAUCAACCAGUAUGGCACCAUAAUGCCUAUGGGUAUCACGGGGAUGAUGGGAGAAAAUUCCAUGCAUCAGUUAGGGGAGAGGCGUAUGGCCCACCAUUUACUACUGGAGAUGUUAUUGGAUGUGGUAUAAACUUUUUAAAGGGCACUGCAUUCUACACUAAAAAUGGACAUAAUCUGGGCAUUGCUUUUCGAGAUGUUGAGGGAGACUUCUAUCCAAUGAUAAGCCUUAGUGCUUUUAACGAGACAGUUGAAGCUAAUUUCGGUCAGGAUAAAUUCGUGUUUGAUGUCGUUAAAUAUGCAAAGGAACUUUUUGCAGAAACUAAUGAGAAUGAGGCUAUUGCUAUGUUGAAUGUCAUACCCAGUGAUCUAUAA
Molecule: messenger RNA, 690 nt
Organism: Paraglomus brasilianum
Lineage: Eukaryota; Fungi; Glomeromycota; Glomeromycetes; Paraglomerales; Paraglomeraceae
Source: the annotation of a GenBank genome assembly